Aureobasidium subglaciale EXF-2481 is the source of this 1791-nucleotide messenger RNA. RefSeq lists its product as uncharacterized. Gene Ontology annotation, molecular function: protein-macromolecule adaptor activity; ubiquitin protein ligase binding. Gene Ontology annotation, cellular component: cytosol; cytoplasm; plasma membrane. Gene Ontology annotation, biological process: ubiquitin-dependent endocytosis. The transcript has a single exon. Lineage: Eukaryota; Fungi; Ascomycota; Dothideomycetes; Dothideales; Saccotheciaceae. The record is from RefSeq and is a predicted model, not a curated record. Bases 189 to 1517 code for a protein of 442 amino acids.
AGCUCCUGGACACCUGAAUGAUAAUCUGCUCAUUGUUUCCCUCGUCCAGCCCUCCUCGUCCCUCACGCCCUUUGUCCAUAACGGAGUCCAUUCCUCGUGAAAUCCACCAACGCCGAUCAGCUACCCCGGAUCAGAAUACCGUCACUCGAAAAUUCAUUGCCAGCCAGUAGUUUCCUGGACGCUUAGCCAUGCCCGGUCGUAUCCUGGGGUUCGACUUUCCAUCACCUCUUCUUAGACCCGUCCCUGAAAAGAAACGCAGCGCAUCCUCAGUACGAUCAGACGACUCUCGUCCCGACAGCAUGGAGCACCUCAGACGCCCUCACUUUGGCAAGAGCCACUCACACGACAAGAAGGACAAGGAUGGCAGACGCGAGUCGAGUCUCAGUCGCCAGGCUGCAAGACACAUCAAGCUUGACAUGGUCGUAGAGUCUCCCCCAGUCUUGUUCCUGGAUAGCCCCCAACAUUCCUCGGGUUCUCUCUUUUCUGGUCGUAUGCAACUUGUCGUGACUGGCGCAGCACCCGCCGCCAUCAAGUCGUUCAACCUCAUCUUCCGAGCAAUCACCUCGACCAAGCGACCAGUGGGAGACCACUGCAAAGACUGCGCUUCAAAGACAACAGACCUCAAGGAGUGGAACUUUUUGGACAACAAUGCCGAAUUGUCAACCGGCAACCACGAUUUCCCCUUCAGCUACCUUAUCCCUGGCCACCUGCCAACCACAGCCCACGGACACAUUGGCAGCAUUGACUACAAGCUGUUCGCCCGCGCUGAGACUGUCAACGGCGAAGUCGCAGAGUACAUCCGCCCUGUCGUCAUCAACCGUGCCAUUCGUCCUGGCAACGACAAGAACUCGGUCAGAAUCUUCCCUCCUACCAACUUGACUCUCAACGUCACUCUGCCCUCGGUCAUCCACCCAAUUGGCGACUUCCCCGUGUAUGCUCGUAUGUCCGGCAUUACCACCAAGAAAGAGGACACACAAAUCAGAUGGCGCCUCAGGAAGUUGACGUGGCGUAUUGAAGAGCAAGAGAAAUUUGUCUCGCCAGCAUGCCCAAAGCACAUGGCCAAGGUUGGCGGUGAGGGCAGAGGCAUCCAGCACGAGCACACGAGGGAUAUUGGCAGCGAUGAUCUCAAGUCUGGCUGGAAGACCGACUUCGCAGACGGUCAGCUCGAAGGUGAAUUCACCGCUUCCAUCGACAGUGGCCUGAAGCCUCAAUGCGACGUUGACAGCCCUUCUGGCCUCAAGAUCAACCACGUCAUGGUUUUGGAGCUUGUCAUUGCCGAAGAAUGGGCCCCCAACAAGAAGCCCAACCAAGCCACUCCUACAGGCGCUGCUAGAGUUUUGCGCACCCAAUUCAACAUCAACGUUACCGAACGUAGUGGUAUGGGCAUCGCCUGGGAAGACGAACAACCCCCUCUCUACGAAGACAUCCCGGCCAGCCCCCCUAGCUACCGUAUCGAGAUUAACGACUACGAUGGAUCAGAACUCAACGAGGAUGUCGACCAACUCCGUCUCUCAUGAGCACUUUUCGCUUCUUCUAUUCUUGCACGACGGAACGGCGUUCUCUUUUCUUUCUCUCUUAUUCUUCUGCACACUAUACCCAAUUGCACGAGUUUAUGGUCAAAGCUUUAUUUAGCAAGCAAAUCUGGCGUUUUCGGAAAAACUUGUCGAGCGAGGUUUGGGAUAAACCAGGAUUACAGCAAGGCGUUUUAUGGGUCAAUCAACUAGAUUUCGGACAUUUUCACAUUCAUUGCUUCAACAGCGCAAUGACAAUCAAAAGCACUUUCACUCCUCA